Messenger RNA from Ipomoea triloba (trilobed morning glory), 1232 nucleotides. RefSeq names its product chromatin remodeling protein EBS-like. The record is from RefSeq and is a predicted model, not a curated record. Lineage: Eukaryota; Viridiplantae; Streptophyta; Magnoliopsida; Solanales; Convolvulaceae. Gene Ontology annotation, molecular function: chromatin binding. Bases 240 to 890 code for a protein of 216 amino acids. The transcript has 6 exons.
ACUGUCUAACAAUCUUUUUUAUCCUCGACGAACACUACCUGGGAACAACCAAAGAAGAAGGAUCUAGGGUUAGGAUCAAACGACCCUCCCUCCAAAACUCCAUUUUAUGCCCCUCAGCUCCAGCUCAGAUCCUCCUGAAGACGCGUAUCAUCUAUUGUAUCAGCGCGAGCGAGCAGAAAUCUGACGCCUUUGGAUUGAACCAUAGAAAUUAGAAACCCAUUCUCGUGUUUGAUUGUUCCAUGGCCAAGACUAGACCUGGGAAACGAGACUUGGACUCUUACACCAUUAGAGGCACUAACAAGGUUGUCAAAGCUGGAGACUGUGUGUUGAUGCGCCCUCCAGAAAGUGGGACUGCCUCUUAUGUGGCACGAGUGGAGAAAAUUGAAGCUGAUAAUCGGAACAAUGUGAAAGUGCGGGUUAGGUGGUAUUACCGGCCAGAGGAGUCAAUGGGAGGGCGACGCCAGUUUCAUGGAGCAAAAGAGUUAUUCCUGUCGGAUCACUAUGAUGUUCAAAGUGCCGACACUAUAGAAGGGAAGUGCACUGUUCACACUUUCAGGGCCUAUGUUAAGCUUCAGAACGUUGGGACAGAGGAUUACUAUUGUCGAUUUGAGUAUAAAGCUGCAACUGGAGCUUUUAUACCAGACCGUGUUGCAGUGUAUUGCAAGUGUGAGCUGCCGUAUAAUCCCGAUGACCUGAUGGUACAAUGCGAGGAGUGCAAGGACUGGUAUCAUCCUGCCUGUGUGGGCAUGUCUGUCGAGCAGACAAAACAACUCGAUCAAUUCGUUUGCUCUGAUUGUGCAUCCGAUCCAAAUGUGAAAAAGCCCCAGAACUCAGAUGCUGCCUCUCCAAUAACUAGUGGCAAGGUUGAGCCCAAGCGCCAGAAGAGGUAGGCUGAAGAUCAGACUGGCGAUGCCAGAAGAUGGUUCCAUUGCGGUGGGUGUUUUGUGUACAGUGCAGAGAAAUGGAAAACGCGACAUCUGAUCUCUUCUCUGCUUUAGACUAUAAGCCUCUGUCAGUAGUGUUUUCUCGAGUGUAGUUACAGUAGUAGCCUCCGAUCCUGUACUUAAUGUAUGGUGUUGUGUACUAGUAGCUAGCUAGGGUUGUUGAAAACUAUGUUGUUGGAUACACUCUUUGGAAUUAAACCAGUAAUUCAGCUAGAAUUCAUGAACUCCCAUAUGUUAUUAAUUGUCUAUUGUUAACCUUAAUUUCUGCAAAAUUAAGUUGAUGCUCUA